Messenger RNA from Rubroshorea leprosula, 557 nucleotides. The record is from the annotation of a GenBank genome assembly. Lineage: Eukaryota; Viridiplantae; Streptophyta; Magnoliopsida; Malvales; Dipterocarpaceae.
CAGCUUCUGUAAACUUUGGUCAGAGGCGCGAAAUGGAAGACGGAGGAGGCGAAGGGUCAAGCUUCGUGAUCGGUCUCAUCGAGAACAGAGCUAAAGAGGUUGGAGUGGCUGCCUUUGACUUAAGGUCAGCCUCACUGCAUCUUUCUCAGUAUAUUGAAACCAGUAGCUCAUAUCAGAACACGAAAACUUUGCUUCACUUUUACGAUCCCAUGGUGAUCAUUGUCCCUCCAAACAAACUCGCGCCUGAUGGUAUGGUGGGAGUAUCAGAACUGGUGGACAGAUUUUAUGCUCCUGUUAAGAAGGUUAUAAUGGCUCGUGGUUGCUUUGAUGACACCAAGGUUGUUCUAGUAGAUCCUUCGUUUCACUCGUUCUAAGAUUGGAGUUGAGAUCUAUAUGUCUUAUUUUUGGAAUUCCAUUGUGGUCAAAUGCUCAGGGAGCUAUGCUGAUUAAGAAUUUAGCAGCGAGGGAGCCUUCGGCCCUUGGUUUGGAUACUUAUUACAAGCAGUAUUAUCUCUGCUUGGCUGCUGCUUCAGCUACUAUAAAGUGGUACUUUCAGA